Molecule: messenger RNA, 723 nt
Organism: Laccaria bicolor S238N-H82
Lineage: Eukaryota; Fungi; Basidiomycota; Agaricomycetes; Agaricales; Hydnangiaceae
Exons: 4
Coding region: 1-723 (240 amino acids)
Source: RefSeq, a predicted model, not a curated record
AUGCCCUUCUUUCCCUCUCUGCCGCACAUCGAGGACUGCGCAAAGCGAAUUAGGGUGUACAUUUCGGGGGUUUGCAUUGUAGAUACGAGGAAAGCGAAACUUGUUUGGCUUCAACCAAACUAUCCUAUUUAUUUCUUUGACGAGCAAUGCCUACCCAACUGGUACUUGGAAGUCUCAGAUGUCACCGAUGAGCUGGCGAUCUAUAACGUCGGCGUCUCUGUCAAAGGACGGAAAGCCCUCACUCGGUACUUUACCAAUGAGCUGUCCGGGCUGUUCACAAUCGCCUUUGACAAGAUGGACGCGUGGUUUGAGGAAGAUGAGCAAAUUUUCGUUCAUCCAAAGGAUCCCUAUAAGCGCGUGGACAUUCUCCAGUCAUCAAGACACGUCCGAAUUGAGGUCAACGGACUGGAGAUAGCCAACACUCGCGCGCCGCAUCUCCUUUUCGAGACUGGUCUUCCCGUCCGCAUGUACAUUCCUAAAACCGAUUGUGGAAUGGAUUUAUGGGAACCCUCUGACACAACAACUGCCUGUCCAUACAAGGGUGAAGCAAAAUAUUACGAUAUCGUCUUAUCAUCUGGAGAGACUAUCAAGGACGCAAUCUGGUGGUAUCCGACUACAACAUUGGAAUGUGCUUCGAUAAGGGGGUUUGUAGCUUUUUAUGACGAAAAGGUUGAUGUCUGGAUCGAUGGAGAAAAACAAGAGCGGCCAAGCAAGCGGCCUUGA